Messenger RNA from Penicillium odoratum, 3999 nucleotides. Its product is annotated as RNA helicase. NCBI's taxonomy places the organism in Eukaryota, Fungi, Ascomycota, Eurotiomycetes, Eurotiales, Aspergillaceae. The transcript has 3 exons. The coding region runs from base 1 to 3999 and encodes 1332 amino acids. The record is from RefSeq and is a predicted model, not a curated record. Gene Ontology annotation, molecular function: protein binding; ATP binding; RNA binding. Gene Ontology annotation, cellular component: intracellular anatomical structure.
AUGCCUCCAAAAAAGAAACCCAGUAACCCUGGAGGGCCCAAGCCUGGCACUAAACAGGCUAAGGCUGCGGCAGAGCUCAAAGACAAAAAGCCCGUCGCGCCCGAAGAGCCCAAAAAACCAAGUGUGAAGGAGGUUAUCGGCGGCGCAUCAUGGACAGGCAAAUUACCCGUCAAUAUGCUUUCGGAGCAUUGUCAAAAGCAAAAAUGGGAGAAGCCAGAGUAUAGCAUGAUCAAUACCUCAAAUGGCCAUGUAUCUGCCGUGACGAUGAAACGAGUGGACCCAAAGACUCGCGAAUUGACCGUUUUACCUCCGAUGAAAUUACCCCCGUCACAUAAAGAACUAGCGGCGCAAGCGACGGCGCUUGAGGCUCGUCAUUUCGCUGCAGCGUGGGCGCUUUUUCGUGUGUGCAAUAUGCGCAACAUUCAUAUGAUGAUGCCGCCAAAAUACAAAAAGCUUUGGAAGGAGGACUUUGCUGAAAUUAAGUUGGCAGAAACUCGUGAAGGCAAAGGCUGGCUGUACGAAGCGGAUCCAUUCUUGGCCAAGCAGGAACGGGAGAGUGCGGCCGCGGAUCUGGAAAAGAAGAGGGCUGAACGUGCAAAGGCGCAAGCAAAGGAGAAGGUUUCUUCCACGGACCUUGGCCUUGGAGGCGGUGAUGCCAAGAGCAAACGGAUUUGGUCGCAGGCACCCAAAGUGGAAAUGGGUACUCGGAUCCGACGCGAGAUCGAAGGGCUUCUACGCCAGCACGCAACAUGGAACGCAUAUGGGGUUAAGGUUUCAGAGAAUGAGAGGAAGGCUGCCGUCGAGGAGUUCUCGAAACUCGGAUUCCGUCGAAGCCACGUUGAGGAGGCUGUAGUAGAGUGCAAAGAUCGAGAGGAAGUUCUAGAAUGGCUUUUGGUCUACGUGCCUGAAGACGAUCUUCCUCGAUGGUGUUUGCCCGAGGGAUACUCAGCCGGUGUCAGUCUUGCAGCUGGGGACCUCGCACGAGAAGCGAAGAUCAAGCGCCUUGCUUCUAUUGGCUAUCCUGCAGAUCUGUGCUCACAGGUCCUCGAUGGGAAGGAUGGCGAUGAGCUAGCAGCCGCAGAGUAUCUACAAAGCACAUUGGCUCAUGGAUCUGAGUUUGCAUCUGCUUCAAUUCCAAAGGGAAAUCCAGAAGCAUGGGCCGAAGAACAAGAUACCCUUGAAGCAAUUUUUGGGGAGCGCUACACCCGUAUUUCACCCAGGGUCUGUGAAAUCAAAAGCGAGGCCCCUGAGAUUCCAGAGAACACUUCGUUCCGUUUCCAGGAGCCGUCUUCACACUAUCCUUCAGUCGCUCCAGUUAUAUCUAUUCAAGCUAAAGGGGUCCCGGCUUAUAUUCGGCUCAGCGCCAUUCGCCGAGCAGUGCAGUAUGCUGAGGAGAAAUUCUCUGGCGAAUCUAUGAUCUUCAACAUUAUGGAUUGGUUAGAAGUGAACCUACCUGAGAUUAUGGAGAACCCAGGCAGGUUACGUGAGAUUUCUGCGGUAACGGCUUCACCAGCCGUGGACACCCACGAGAUUCCUGUUCGCAGCUCUCGCAAACAGCGCCGAGGCAUUGACUGGAAAGCCAACUCACCCGCCAGCAUCGCAAUGCUGGAAGCCUGGGAAGGCAAGCAGGACAGCGCUGCACAGGUGACAAUGACUCGUAAGAGACAGUCACUACCUGCCUGGAACACCCAAUAUGCCAUUAUUGAAGCUGUCAAUUCGCAUCAGGUUACCAUCAUCUCUGGUGAAACGGGCAGUGGUAAAAGUACACAGUCUGUACAAUUCAUCCUUGAUGAUAUGAUUCAGCGAGGCUUGGGAGGUGCUGCGAACAUCAUUUGCACGCAGCCCCGCCGUAUCUCAGCUUUGGGUCUUGCUGAUCGAGUGAGUGAUGAGCGGUGCUCAACCGUCGGUGACGAGGUAGGAUAUGUGAUCCGCGGCGAAUCAAAGGCCAAGCAGGGCGCAACAAAGAUCACAUUUGUGACGACUGGUGUUUUGCUCCGCCGUAUCCAAUCCGGUGGCAAUGCCGACGGGAAUGUCGCUAGUUCUUUGGCGGACGUCUCGCAUGUGGUAGUCGAUGAAGUGCACGAGCGAAGUCUCGACACUGACUUCCUUCUCGCCCUGCUGCGGGAUGUUCUGCGACACCGCAAAGAUCUAAAGGUUAUUCUCAUGAGUGCCACGCUAGACGCAAAUAUCUUCAUGAACUACUUUGGCGGACCGAAAUCAGUCGGUCUCGUAAACAUUCCUGGAAGAACCUUCCCGGUUGAAGAUUACUAUUUGGAUGAUGUCAUUCGGUAUACUGGAUUCGCCCCUGAGCUCAAUGAAAUGGACGAGGAGGACCCAGAACCCCCACGGGACGAAGGAUCACUGGGUAAAACCUUGCGCAGUGUUGGAAUGGGCAUCAACUAUGACUUGAUCGCAUCUACCGUGCAAUUCAUUGAUGCUGAAUUGGGAGACCACCCAGGAGGAAUCUUGAUUUUCCUGCCGGGAACCAUGGAGAUUGAACGAUGCCUAACAGCUAUCAAGAGACUUCCUAAUAUGCACCCACUACCGUUGCAUGCAUCUUUGCUUCCAGCGGAGCAGCGCCGUGUGUUCCAAAGUCCACCCAGGGGCAAGAGAAAGGUCAUUGCGGCCACCAAUGUGGCAGAAACAUCCAUCACCAUCGAGGAUGUUGUCGCUGUCAUCGACACCGGCCGGGUCAAAGAAACAAGCUACGAUCCUAAGGACAACAUGGUUCGACUCCAAGAGGUCUGGGCAUCGCAGGCAGCUUGUAAACAGCGCCGUGGUCGUGCAGGUCGUGUCCGUGCAGGAACUUGCUAUAAACUAUACACCCGCAAAGCCGAGUCCAACAUGGCUCAGCGACCAGACCCGGAAAUCCGCCGUGUUCCCCUCGAACAGCUAUGCCUGUCUGUGAAAUCCAUGAAGGGUAUCGACGAUGUCGCCACCUUCCUAGCCAACACAAUCACACCUCCAGAAAGCAUCGCUGUCGAGGGUGCUCUCAACUUCCUACACCGGGUCGGAGCCCUCGAUCACGACCGUCUCACCGCACUGGGCAGGUAUCUUUCUAUGAUCCCAGCAGAUCUCCGCUGUGCCAAGCUUAUGAUCUAUGGCUCCAUCUUCGGCUGCAUGGAACCCUGCCUCACAGUCGCUGCCAUCCUAACAGUCAAAAGCCCGUUCGUGUCCCCGCGUGAAAAACGCGACGAAGCCGACGCCGCAAAAGCCACAUUCUCUCGUCCGGGUGACGGAGACCUUCUUACAGAUCUAUCAGCCUAUCAAUCCUGGUCCGAGCGUGUCCGCACUCAGGGCCAUUGGCAAUCACAGUCGUGGUGCGGUGCAAACUUCUUAUCCCACCAGACUCUCCGUGAUAUCUCGUCCAACCGAGCUCAAUUCGUCACAUCCCUCAAGGACGCCGGUCUUCUUCCAGUGGACUACGCGGAUGGACCCAAUGCGUGGAACCGCAAUGCGUCCAACCGAAACCUCAUCCGCGCGCUCAUCGCAGGUGCCUUCCAGCCACAGGUUGCGCAGAUUUCAUUCCCGGAUAAGAAAUUUGCUAGCUCGGUCACUGGUACUGUUGAGGUUGAUCCGGAUGCUCGGACAAUCAAGUACUUUAACCAAGAAAACGGGCGAGUUUUCAUUCAUCCAAGCUCGAUCCUGUUCUCAGCACAUGGUUAUCCUAGUUCUGCGGCGUAUUUGAGCUAUUUCACGAAGAUGGCAACGAGCAAGGUUUUCAUCCGCGAUCUAACUCCUUUCAACGCAUACUCUUUACUCCUCUUCUGCGGCUCCAUUACCCUCGAUACCAUGGGCCGUGGACUCGUCGUGGACGGCUGGCUCCGACUUCGUGGUUGGGCGAGGAUCGGUGUGCUUGUUUCACGGUUGCGCACAAUGUUGGAUGAGGCUCUUGCUGCGCGGAUUGAUAGCCCGGCUCAAGGUUCGGAUGGUGGGGCGGGAGAUCGGGUGAUCGAAGCUGUCAAAAGGUUAAUUGAGUUUAAUGGGCUAGACCAGUGA